AUGUCCGAUAAAGGAUCCGUAUUUGCAAAAUGCGCGAAGGAAUUCCUGUAAGACCAACAUUGCAGCGGUCUCAGAGAGCAAGACGGGUAUGCAUUCGUUCGUCGAACUAUGAUGGGAUACCAAAUUCCGAGUGCAUGUGCGACGAAUUUAAACAUGAGUACGGCCGCACUUGCAUAUCGACUAGUGGCAGGAGCAUAA
Hymenoscyphus albidus is the source of this 198-nucleotide messenger RNA. The record is from the annotation of a GenBank genome assembly. Lineage: Eukaryota; Fungi; Ascomycota; Leotiomycetes; Helotiales; Helotiaceae.